This is a messenger RNA of Aaosphaeria arxii CBS 175.79, 945 nucleotides long. Its product is annotated as carbohydrate esterase family 8 protein. Lineage: Eukaryota; Fungi; Ascomycota; Dothideomycetes; Pleosporales. The transcript has a single exon. Gene Ontology annotation, molecular function: pectinesterase activity. The record is from RefSeq and is a predicted model, not a curated record. Gene Ontology annotation, biological process: cell wall modification. The annotation marks the transcript as partial.
GCUGGCCGUACCUCACCUCCCUCAGGAUGCUUGGUGGUCAGCAAAUCAGCCAGCUCAGGACAGUACAGUACCUUCCAGUCUGCUGUCAAUGCUCUGAGCACAUCCAGCACAUCGUCGCAAUGUAUCUUCCUUUACCAGGGAACCUACAAUGAGCAGGUCUACAUCCAGGCUCUCAAAGGUCCUUUGACCAUUUAUGGUUACACAACCGACACCUCUGGAUAUGCUGGCAACACUGUCACAAUCACUCAAAAGCUCAGCCAGGACGAUGUCUCGGGCAACGACUUGACCGCAACGCUCCGAGCUUGGUCGCCCAACUUCAAGGUGUACAACAUCAACUUGGUCAACACUCGCGGCAAGGGAUCUCAAGCUUUGGCCGUCAGUGCCCAAGCCGACAAGCAAGGCUAUUAUGGCGUCCAAUUCAAAGGAUACCAGGAUACCAUCCUUGCAAAUAAGGGUGCUCAAGUCUACGCCAAAUGCUACAUUGAGGGCGCAACGGAUUUCAUCUUCGGUCAAACGGCAACUGCCUGGUUCGAUGGAUCUGACAUUCGCGUGCUUGCUGCAUCAGUCGGAUAUAUCACCGCCAAUGGACGCGACUCUUCUUCCAAUCCCUCAUUCUAUGUCAUCAACAAGAGCAAUGUUGCCGCUGCUUCGGGUAACAGUGUGACUAAGGGAGCUUAUUAUCUCGGCAGGCCAUGGCGAAACUAUUCGAGAGUCGUCUUCCAGAACACCAAGUUGUCGAAUGUGAUCAACAGUGCCGGGUGGGUAAUCUGGAACACGGGAGAUGCAAGGACGGACAAUGUCUAUUAUGGAGAGUACGCAAACUCAGGAGAUGGAGCUUCGGGAACAAGGGCCAGCUUCUCCAAGAAAUUGUCUUCUCCUGUAGCAAUCGCUACGGUGUUGGGAAGUGGCUACACCAGUUGGGUGGAUACAUCCUACUUGUCUUAA